CUGGAAGCGGACUGGUGGGAUAUAAGCUUAAGAACUAUUGCGCUGGAUGGAAUUGAUUUAGAAGCCAUAUUUCAAAGACUGGUAACUCCUCGCGGUCUUAUUACCCAGUAUGCGCUCUCCAUACAACUGGAGAUAUUUCAAAAUAUCGGCUGGAUUAUAUCAGGACUCGCCUGGAACUUUGCUGUCUCUGUGACCACGGGGGAAAUUCAAAAGACUAUCAAGUCUUUAGACUUUCUGCUGGGUCCGACUGGACUGGCCCUUACCAUGAUCAGAUCUACGUGGAAUCGAUUGCUGGAACUCUUAUCAAGGCUGUCAGUUGCCUCUCUCAUCUUUGGAAUCCCUGAAACGAUAGCGGAGUUGAGCGCAGUAUCCCUGCUGGACAUUGGUAACUUUAUCUUCAGCACGGAGUUAACCCUUCUCUCCCUGGGUCGGGGCUAUACCAUUAUUUUUUGGUUGGGACUGUUCGCUAUUCCUGUUUAUCUCUUCUCUACUAAUAUCUACCCGAACAUCAGGCCAGGAGGACCUAAUCUCAACAGUACUCUCGCCAUUGGUUCUUCUUCAUCAAUGAGCAAUGAAAGACAAGAUAACCUUGUGUACCGAGAUUACUACCUGGACCCUGUAGUAGAAGGAGGAGGAGUAGGAGGAUAUCAAUACGAGGAGGAUUAUGAACCAGGAAAAUACAAAGCAUACCAGUCACAGGAUCGACUUGAGAUUUUACUAGAAGAUAUGAUGAGCAGGAUUAUUGAAGGAAUACUCUAGCGAAAUACAGGAUUAUCAUGCUUAUUCAAAUUUGGCAAAUUAAAAGAAUAAAGCUGGCAAAAAUGUAAAGUUCCAUGUUUAUUUUUUUCUUGAUCUUAAGCUAACAACCCCCCC
This is a messenger RNA of Eurytemora carolleeae, 873 nucleotides long. RefSeq lists its product as uncharacterized. Lineage: Eukaryota; Metazoa; Arthropoda; Copepoda; Calanoida; Temoridae. The record is from RefSeq and is a predicted model, not a curated record. The coding region runs from base 265 to 759 and encodes 164 amino acids. The transcript has 8 exons.